AUGUAUGACUCUCAUACAGACGAGGAUUACAAUUCGGACAGAAUAUUAGUGUUCGCAACGCGCGAAAAUUUACGUUUGCUGUUCAGCUCAACAAUUUGGUUCCUAGAUGGUACGUUCGACACUGUACCAUCGAUUUUCUUCCAGCUUUUUACUAUAAUGGGUUCAGUUACCCAAACUUACAAAGGCACUGAACGUAAAAUCGCUAUACCAUUAGUCUACGCACUCUUGGAAAAUAAAAAAGAAAUAGCAUACUCCAAAGUCAUAGAAGUUACUCUCUCCGCUGCUGAAGAGGCCGGUAUACGAAUACGUCAUCCUCAGAUUGUAAUGACUGAUUUCGAGCUGGCGAUAAUUAACGCUGUGAAAAAUCAUUUCGGUGAAAAUAUAAUUCGACUGUGCUUCUUUCAUCUUCGUCAAAGCAUAUACCGGAAAAUACAAUCUGAAGGUCUACAGCAACAGUACGGCGAUCCGAAUGACAAUAGUAUUCGAGAAGCUGCGCAUUCCAUGUGUGCCUUAGCCUACGUGCCCCCAGACAAUGUGCCAGAGAUAUUCGACCUCUUUCAAAAUGAAAUGCCAGAAGAGUUUAUUCCAAUAGCUACAUACUUUGAAAUUAAUUACGUCCGAGGUAUUCGAGCAAUUGGCCGGAGAAAAGCAGUAAGAGUUCGGUACGCGCCAGCCCUAUGGAAUCAGUACAACUCUGUUCUUCAAGGAGUUGCGCGGACAAAUAAUGCUUCCGAGGGCUGGCAUAACCGCUUCCAAAUAUUAGUUGGUUGCCGUCAUCCGAGCCUCUACAGUUUUCUUACGGAGAUCCAGAAAGAACAGGCUGACGUUGAGUAUAUGUCGCGGGAAAUAAGUUUGGGUAAAAAAGUGAAAAAAUUGCCUAAAAGCAGCCAACUUCGAGCCGAAGAACGUAUUGCCGCCGUCGUUGCCGCAUAUCAAAGUUAUGUCGACGAAGAAAAUGAAUUGGAAUAUCUCAAAAUAAUUGGUCACCAUCUUAAUACGUGA
Molecule: messenger RNA, 1002 nt
Organism: Phymastichus coffea
Lineage: Eukaryota; Metazoa; Arthropoda; Insecta; Hymenoptera; Eulophidae
Exons: 1
Coding region: 1-1002 (333 amino acids)
Source: RefSeq, a predicted model, not a curated record